AUGUCAGCCAAAAUUAGGUCAAAGAAGAAGAAAUCUUCAGAACCGCCGUCUCUGAUCCCGUCACUCCCCGAAGACAUCAUCCUUGACAUCUUAGCACGUGUAGAGAGUUGCUACUAUCCAACACUCUCCCUUGUCUCAAAGCACUUCCGAUCACUUGUUACCUCGCAUGAGCUAGCUGAGAGACGAUCGUUGUUAGGAUGCAAGGAACACCGUCUCUACGUUGCCCUCUUUAACAUACGAAACUGUAAUCAGCAGUUGUAUAGUCUCCGCGAAAAAGCAAACGGCAGUCACCGCUUGUUCCUUGUCCCUUCGGUUCUCAAAACGCCUUUCAAUGUAAGCUUUGUCGCGGUGGGCUCGAGCAUAUACGUGUUUAGUAAGUUUGACUCAAUUCCACCGGAAAGGAUAAGUGCUAAAUGUAGUUCCCAAAGGAUGGGGAUGCAUACCUUGCCUGGUAUGAAUGUAACCAUGUAUGUUUCAUUUGCUUACUUCAUGGACGGAAAAAUAUAUGUAAAUGGAUAUAGUGAUAAGCCACUGGAGAGGGUCAUGGCGGUGUUCAAUAUAGAAACACAAGUUUGGGAGCCUAAGAAGGAACUGCCAGAUACGGUGAGGAGCGGUUACAAGUGGAAUGACGAGUGUGUGGUUAUGGCUGGUAAGAUGUAUACGAGGGAUCCUGAUAAUAGAAAUAUUGUUUAUGUUUACGAGCCAAAGGAAAAUAAAUGGGAAAGAGACAAUAUGCUGAAUAGGUUCAAUUGGGAGGAUGGGUGUGUCGUUGGUGACGUAUUGUAUUACUUCGAUGGGAAGGUGUUGAGAGCUUAUGACCCAAAAGAGAGGAAAUGGUUAGUGGUGAAUGGUUUGGAAGAAUUGGUGGCUGAGACGAGAUUCUCACGUGUUUACACUACUGGGAGUUGCGGUGGGAAAUUGGUUUUGUUUUUCUCUAAAGAUCGUCGAAUAGUUAUUUGGUGUGCGCAGAUUUCGCUAGAAAGGAGGCACCAGGGAAGUGAGAUUUGGGGUAAAGUUGAGUGGUGUGAAGAUGUUUUGGUUGGUGGUGGUUUUUACGCUCUGAAAUCUCUAGAUGUUAUUGUUUGA
Molecule: messenger RNA, 1086 nt
Organism: Eruca vesicaria subsp. sativa (arugula)
Lineage: Eukaryota; Viridiplantae; Streptophyta; Magnoliopsida; Brassicales; Brassicaceae
Source: the annotation of a GenBank genome assembly